UCCUGAGGAAUAAUCUGCCUGUUAGCAGCAGAUAGAUUCUCAUUGUUUGCCACUUCCACUUUCCAGUAAUGAGAACGAUUACUUGACCAAUAUCUAGCCAGUUUCUGCCGAAGUUGUGGAAAAACCUACAGUUUUUCAUAGCAAAGUUUUUUGAAUCAAAACUUCUGUGGAGCUUUAGGACUGUGAGGCAUAACUAACCAGAGCUGAUGAUCACUUUAUUCUAUAACUAGGUGACCGCUUUCCAACGACAAGAUGUAUUUCGCUGUGCUGGUGAUUCUCUUACACUGUCCAAGUCUAAAAGCUCAAGACGAUGUUAUUACCAUCAACAAAGUUGAACUCACUGUGCCAUCCCAGAAAGUGAAGAAUGGAAUGUCAAUUGAACUCACCUGUAUUGUGGAUGUUAGUAAGAGUGCCAGCUUCCAGAUGCAGCACACUUUUUUAUUUUACAAGGAUGACAGUCUUCUGCAUAAUACCACGUCGGAGCAAAAUAGAACACGUUACAAAAUAUCACCAGCUCGAUUUGCAGAUUCGGGAAUCUAUAAGUGCAUUGUGGAGGCAAACAGGAAAACUAAAAGCAGCAAUGAUUUGGAGGUUCGAGUUGAGGGGCUGUGCCAGCCAAAACUGACUGCCCUGAAAGGAGAAGUAACAGAGGGUGAAGUUGUGACUUUACGGUGUGAAAUACCAGAAGAAAAGCCUCCCUUCAUUUUCUUGUUCAUUAAAAUAUCAUCCAAUCAACAGUCACAAGAAAAAAGGAAGCAAGAAUUAAAAGCAAACUUUGCAUCUGUUGAAUUUCCUGUUGAAGAGAGGGAUCGAAUAUUGCGUUUUCAGUGUAUUGCCCAGGUUAAUUCAGUAGUCGGUUCUGAAACGUCAGAGCCCAGUAGCAUGACAAUUGUUACAGUUGUGGAACCGUUUUCACAUCCUAAACUGACAUCCAAGUCCCCAUGGAAUAUUACAGAAGGAGACAGAAUUGACAUUGUGUGCACAACGAUUCUAGCCCGUCCAUAUGAAAUUGAAAUCCUCAUCCAGAAAGACAGAAGGAUACUGAACAGUACACAAGGUCAGAAUUCUGUGACCUACUCUGCAACAGCCACAGUGGAGCACAAUGGCAAUUACACAUGCAAAGUAGAACUGGGGAGAGUGUCCAAAACCACCAGCAUGAACAUUGUUGUGGCAGAGUUGUUUGCCAAGCCAAUAUUGACUCCCUCUUUGACUGACCUGGAUGAAAAUAAGAGCUUAAGCCUGUGGUGCCAUAUUAAUGGCUCCCCUAAAGCAAACUUCUCUAUUGUAAAGAGACCUCCGGAGAAUGGCAUCUUGUUGAAAACUUCCAGCAACUUCACUAUUCAAGCCCAGGUGAAUGACACCGGGUCCUAUGUUUGUAGGGCUGAGAUAAAAGGAAUCAUCAAGGAGAGUAACCCCGUACAGAUAACUGUUUAUGCUCCAGUCUCGGAGCCAGUUCUUUCUGUUGUCAACUCAUCCACGGAGAUGGUGUUAGGGGAGACCCUAUUACUUCGCUGUCAAUCCAUGUUUGGAACUCCGCCUAUAAACUAUACGCUCUUCAGAGGAAACAGACUUAUUGACACCAUCACAGUAUAUAAUAAUACAUAUGCUGAAUUCAGGGACAGACAAACUAAAUUAAAUAGUCUGAGAGAAUACAGAUGCGAAGCUAGCAACCGUCACUCCUAUGCGAACAAAAGUAGCUACAAGAUGAACAUCACGGUGAUAGCUCCCGUUAGGAACAUAAGCUUUGGAAGUUUACCCCAUGGGGAAGUGGAAGAUGGUGGAGAUAUCAACUUUCUUUGCGUUGUAAGCGAAGGAUCUUUGCCAAUCAACUUCACAAUUUUCAAACAAAAUGAGCAGACACCUUUAUUUUAUGAAAGCAUAAUGGAAACCAGAGUCCUCUGGCAAAAGAAAUCAUUGACCAAGCAGGACGCAGGGAAAUAUUUUUGCGAAGCUUCCAACCGAGCCAUGGUAACUGAGCGAAGCAACUUGCUAACCGUUAAAGUCAUCCUCGCUUCAUGGCAGAAAGGGUUUAUCGCAUUAUUUGUCUUGGUUGUAAUUGCCAUAGCAGCUUUUGGUUUCUGGUGGUGCUGGCGUAAGAAGGAAAAGGGUAAACAUCCUUCCAUGGAGAUGUCUGGAUCCACAGCAGUCACUAAUUCGACUAGUGAGAAACUGCCAUCUGGACCAAACCAUUAUACAGAAUUCUAUACUGGAUCAGGUUACAUUGAAGAUCGUGAAAAUCCUGUAAAACCAACAGAUGAAAAUAGAGGACCUGACCAUGAGAGUGCUGAGGUGGAAUAUACUGAAGUUGAAGUGUCAACGCCUCAUCCUUACAAAGCUCCUGUAAAGAAGGGGACUGAUACAGUAUAUAGUGAAAUCAGAAAAGCUAAUAAUGAUUCUGGGGAAAACAGACACUCUGUGUAGAGCAAGGUGAUUUCCUGACUGUGACUAUUGGCUUGAGCAGAAGCUUGCAUUCAACUCUGUGCUCCUGACCUGUGCUAUGUAGCACCUUCAUCCAGGAUAUUAGAAGACGGGCUGACUGGCAGGAUUGUUGGUGGAGACUGUGACAUUCUAAACAAAUAUUAAUGGAAAGCAAAUGCUGACGUUAUUACCAUCAUCCAAUCAAGGAACUGGAGCAACGCCAUGUGAUGUAAGAGCCCAGCCAAACUAAACAUCACAGCUCAAAUUCCAUGGACAAUCUACCAGUCAAGAAAUGAUACAGUGAAUAGCUUUGAACACCAAACUAAUCACAGGAAAAGUCAAUUUGUGGAGAGAACGAGUGGCUAAAUGCCUCAAAUGAACAAUCACUUGGUUCUGCUGAAAUGCCAAAGACAAAGAACAAGCACUCCAGAAAUAACUAUAUUAACAUUAUUUAUCAAAUACUUUCCGUCUAUGCCCCCGGAGUGCUGUUCAGUAAUAUCAUGGUUAUUAAUUAUUAAUAUUAGUGCUGUUGUGUUAGCACUCAAAAUGGGCUGGGCACUGGGUAAACACACAGGAAGAGACGGUCCCUGCCCUGAUAUAUUUAUAAUCUUAUUUUUAAAAAAUAAUUGAGAAGUGCACAAUGGAAACCAUACCAUGAUAAGACUAUAGUCAUAAGAGAAAGAGAGAAGGGUCCUAUCCAGAGGCUAAACUCUGAGGUCUUUUGUUCAGUCCUUACUCCAGCAAAAAUCCCAUUAUAGUCCUCUAGGAUUUGAGUUUUCAAAGGUAACUCUUGAAAAAGAAAAGGCGGGAGGAAGUGGCACAUGUUGAGGGAGACUGCAGAGGCCCAGCUGCCUCCUGGUCUUAGACAAGAUGGUUGGAUCCCUAAAAGGCAGCUGGUAGAGCACAGAUACCUGUUGGAUGGAGGUGGUCUCAGUGGUAGGCAGGGCCAGCCCCAGGCUCAGAGUUCCUUGGUUCCCUGAGCAGAAGCCUGCAGAAGAGGAAUGUGCAUGUAUGUAUAAGAUCCCUCCCACAAACCAGGGUGGGACGUGGGAGUGUAUUUUUCCUGCCACUUAUUUUAUGACUCUGGAGCAUUUGCUUAAAAAAAAUACCUGUAGCAAAUAAGAGAUUUGUAAAUAACAAUCACAGUAGCACUCUCUACAACAGCUAACAAUACACAUUCAGGCCUGGUCUACACUACAGAGUUAGGUCAUCAUAAGCUGCCUUACAUCAACCUAACUCUGUAAGCGUCUACACUGAAAUGUAGCUCCCACUGAUGUAACUUACCUGCUACAUCGACUUAAUAGCGCCACCUCCGGGAGAGGCAUAGCUCUUAAGUCAAUAUAGUUAGGUUGAUGCAGUAUUAGUGCAGACACUGCAUUGCUUACAUUGACUGUUUGUUGCCUUUCAGAAGCUGUUCCACCAUGCCCCACACUGACAGUUAACUCUGUGCAAGUGCUUCUGGUGAGGAUAUGCACUGCUGACAUAAGGAGUGUAGGCCAGACAUGGAAAAGCGAUUUAAUUACUGCGGUGGCUGUAUGUCACUAUAACUUAAAUUGACUUAAUUUUGUAGUAUAGUCUUGCUCUCAGGCUCUGAAGGCACGGCCUUCCACCCUCCAUCAGCAUUCAAGUCCACAUGGGCUACAAAAGAAAAUUUCUGUAUUGUUUACAGUCCAUUGGCAGAGCAUUGAAGGUCACAGAGUGUGUUGCAAUAAACAGGCAGAUUUUAAUAGGCAAAUGGGGUUUAUUUUUCAUUGUCAUUUAAAGGUUUGGGGUUUUACUUUGCUCUCUGUCUUCUAAAAAUAAAUCAAGCCUAGUUCUCCCAGUUGCAAAGAUGCAACCUCAUGGCAUCACAGAGGAGAAUAUUUUUUUCUUUAAAUCUGUGCCUGGGAUAAGGGCUUAGUAUACAUAGGAGAAGGUGGAGAGAAGCGACUGCAGCAAACAGCUGGUGUGAACCUGAAUGGGAGGCAUUGUCCUUUCUCAGUGCUCUGGAUUGCCUGUUGGAGCCAAGCCUACAUAUCUUCUGCACCCAUUGACUUCAGUGAGAGGUUCUGGGCAUGCAGCGUUGGGGCCUUGGUUUGCACCCUUAUCCAUAACUGCUACAUAAAGCAGAGUUCCACAUACACUCUAGCUGCUAACGUGAAUUGAGCCCUUGCUGUAUAGAACUUACACAGGUAUUUCCCAAUGCUUGUAAGGUAUAGAGUAAGUGUGAGCCCGGGGACAAUCAGUCCUCCUGGGUUCUGUGGCCAGCUCUGUCAUUGACUUGUCUGGCCUUGACCCAAUCACUCAUCACUAUUUGACAGUUGGGCAAAAGGAAUUUAGUAUCUCCCUCAGGAGAGUGCUGAGUGGCUUCAUUAAUUCAUGUUUGCAAAGCACUCUGAGAUCGUGGAUGAAAUGUGCCAUUAUUAUGGUAAUUGAUAAUUUUGAUAAUUUUUUCUAUUACCAAAAUUGAGUCUAGAAGCCAUUACCUGGAGCCAUAUUGAGGCUGCUUGGUUCUUGAAUGGGAUGCAAUGAAAAUACGUCAGCACGCUAUGUAAAUAAUUUUGGCUUUAUUAAUUGGGCCCUGACAUUUUACCAUCUCCUGGCAAGCUGUAGGAGAGGAGUUGGAUUUAGGGCUGCAUUUUCCUUGCUUGCACAAAUUCCUGUUCGCAGCUGGAAAGGAGUAAUAAGAUUCCCUGUAAAAUUCAACAGACUGCCACAAACAUUUUUAGUUUCUCAUCAAUAUACAAAAGAAAACCCUGCUUUGGAACAAGCUGUGCAUGUUACCUGAGUUUUCACAUUGACAGCACACAGAUGUGUAGGAUCAGGAUGUGCAUGUGCCACUAAACUUAACCCCGGAGGGUGAGCACGAUACUUCCCAGGAAAUGGCACUUGCGUAAUACACAGGCAUCCCCUAGAAACUCUGACAUAACGUUAUCGGACAGAAAACACCCUGCUAGGCAUCCCUAUUGCAGUUAAAUACUGUAACUUCUCCUGAUUAAAUAGCUAUUUGAAUCACCAAGGCUUGUGCCGACAGGGCCCAGUUCUGCUUGCAGGGCCAUCUCUGAAUAAAAAGCAGCAUCAGGCCUUAGUUCUCUUGCCUGCUGAGCAGGAGCAAUCCAAAGUGUUUCUUUCUCUUCUCCACAUAAAUGAGCCACAGUGGGGAUCAGAAAGUGAAUUUCCUCGUGGUUUUUUUUUCUUCUUCUUCUCAACAUUGCUCAGGCAACGUAAAAGUGCAGAGAGAAAAGAGACAGAGAGACUCUGACCGUGCCUUCUCUCCUCAUUUUGUUGAAGCACUUUACUUUUGUAGCUUAUUUUCCUGCAGCACUAUGCUCUGCAAUGCCUCACAAGUACAGUUCGACUGAGGGGAGUUGCUGACGCUGCCUAUCAAAGCGAAAAGAGUCCUAAUAACCUGAUCAAGUGGCUUAACCUUCCUCUACAGGCAGUUUUCUACUUUAGAGGUCUGGAGAAGAGCUUGGGGGAGGUGGAAGACAUCUCUGCAGGGGAGACUGGCCCUGCUGCUGCUCUUGCUGCCCCUGAUCUGCGGGUUGAGGCCUUUGGUCUCCAGGCCUGACACUGUGGCAUCCUAAUCAAGGGGAACAUGUUCAGGAAAGAAAGUAAUGCCCAGGUAGCAGGUUUCCUGGCUAUCGCUACAUGACAGAGUCUCGGUCUUGAAGACUCAUGAUUUGACAUUGUCAUGGGAGAUAACAUGACACAGUGGGGAUUUUUGUGACAAUACGCCAUACAAGUGUACUGGGGGGACAGAAGGGAGUAAGGACUGUGGGACUGAACCCCUAUUUGGAGCCUGGGUUUCAGAGGUGGGAGCAUAUGCCUUCCUUUUGACUUCAGCGACAGUUGUGGGUGCUUGAAAUCUGAUCCUUAGUGUCUGCUUCUUACUUCAAAUUCAAGUAACGCUGUCCCACUCACUUCUAAUAAACCUAUUAAAUGAUGAUGUUCUGAGUUAAUGGUGAGGAAGUCAUAAGGCAAAGCCAAGAAUUGCUGCAUUGAAGAAAACAAUGAAGAAAACACCUUAUAAUGAGCUCUCCCACCUCCAUUACUCCAACCCCAGCCCAUAAGAAGCUGUGUCACUCUCAGACUAAGUGUAAUCCAGCUGAAAACAAUGAAGAACUUUGCUCCCUCCGUGCCGUGUGAGGCCAUGAUAAAAGCAAGCCCAGUGCUUUAAUAAAUGCCACACAUUGACGACAAAGAGUUACAUUACACAGAUUCACAGUAAGGGUUUGAUCCCAUUUAAGUCAAUGUGGGUGAUAUGUUAGACAAAUCCAGUCAAAGUCUGAAUUAUGUAAAUGGGUUAAAAUCAAAUUGCAGUCCAAGUUCUGAUUAGAGAGGGGCAGAGACCAAAGUAACCUGGGCCUGAACACGUUGGACUUGAAGGAUAUUCAGAACUAGAUCCAAACUUUGGGCUUGUGGCCUCUUCUCUUUUUCUUGUCUGCUGCAGGAUUCUAGAUCUUAAGUUCCAUCCAUAGGAAGUGUUUGCAGAAGAAACGGGUGUCUCUGAAUUAUUUUUUACCUAACAUCAGCUUGGAAGUGUCUGAAGUAAAUUAAUUGAAUUACUCAGAGGGGAACUGGGAGGAGGUUUCCUUCCUGGAAUCAGAGCUGGCAAUCUUUCUAAGUUAUUUAAUGGUCUUAGUUUCUGAAAACAUAUUGAAGGAAAUAUCUUAACAAUGAGAUAGCCACUUCGCCAAAUACUAAUUUGGUAUUGUGUUGGAUUUGCUGCAGCCAUACAUUCUGACUUCAUAUUCUCCCCUGUCAUUUUCACUUGUUUGUUUGUUUUAUUUUGUCCUGGUGGUGAACGUGGACAGAUUAGCGUCACUUAGGACACAUUGUACUUUCAGGUGUACAUUUAUAUUAAUACAAAAUGUACCAUCCUGGAGACAAAAGUCGCCAAUUCUCCACCCACUUGCAGAACUGAAAAUCUAGCCGCUUAUUCAUUAGUCAGUGCCCAAAUAUAGAUUUAGGUGUUUAACUGUAGGCAAGCAGUUUGAAAACGUUAGCCUAAAUAUCACUGUGUCUUAGUUUCCAGUCCGUACCAUGGAGAUGUUGAAUGACUUUAGAGAGGAGACACGAUGAUUGUUUAGCUGAUUGUGCAGCUCUUGGAAGAGUAGUUGUUAUAUUUCAUCUCUUUAUGCAAUUUCAUUGAUCCAAGAGUUUUUUUUUAAAUUUAUGCUUAUUAGCUUUUUUUCCCCUCCUCAUUG
This is a messenger RNA of Chelonoidis abingdonii (Abingdon island giant tortoise), 7607 nucleotides long. It is a transcript of the gene PECAM1, whose product is annotated as platelet and endothelial cell adhesion molecule 1. The record is from RefSeq and is a predicted model, not a curated record. Gene Ontology annotation, cellular component: external side of plasma membrane. NCBI's taxonomy places the organism in Eukaryota, Metazoa, Chordata, Testudines, Testudinidae. Gene Ontology annotation, molecular function: transmembrane signaling receptor activity. Gene Ontology annotation, biological process: cell surface receptor signaling pathway; immune response.